Messenger RNA from Tyto alba (common barn owl), 489 nucleotides. It is a transcript of the gene EFCAB9, whose product is annotated as EF-hand calcium binding domain 9. The coding region runs from base 1 to 489 and encodes 162 amino acids. Gene Ontology annotation, biological process: flagellated sperm motility. Gene Ontology annotation, cellular component: cytoplasm; sperm principal piece. The record is from RefSeq and is a predicted model, not a curated record. Lineage: Eukaryota; Metazoa; Chordata; Aves; Strigiformes; Tytonidae. The transcript has 4 exons. Gene Ontology annotation, molecular function: calcium ion sensor activity.
AUGAAGCUGAAAUCUGGGUGUUUUCUGCAGCACCUGCAUUUGGAUGAAGUACACUGCUUGUUGUCAGUAAGAAAUGCUGCAGCACUGGCAGAGUAUUUCCAGCUCCUGGAUUACCUGAACAACCUGCGGUUUUAUUGCUUUCUCCGUUAUGUGACUGACCUGAAUAAGGACCAGAGCAUGCUGCUCUUUGACUUGCUGGACCAAAACAACUAUCUUGAAAAGCAGUUUAUCUACCGGCACACAGGACCCACUUUUCAAUGGCUGAAUAUAGACAGGGAUAAUAUGAUUGAUUUUAAUGACUUUAAAGUCACAAGGUUUCUCUUCAACAUCCAGAAAGAACUUCAGAAAAUAUUCAAGGACUUUGAUAUUCCCAGAGAUGAGCAACUGAACUACAGGGAAUUCAAGAUGAUUGCAGUCUUCUGCAUUGACAAACAACAAAAAGAGGAAGAGAUCAUGAAUAGCCUCCCAGCAGGACCAGUGAGCUCCUAA